Molecule: messenger RNA, 944 nt
Organism: Caenorhabditis elegans
Lineage: Eukaryota; Metazoa; Nematoda; Chromadorea; Rhabditida; Rhabditidae
Gene: F45C12.17
Product: DUF418 domain-containing protein
Exons: 2
Coding region: 31-705 (224 amino acids)
Source: RefSeq, marked reviewed
UCCCUCUCCCCCACCCGCCAGUCGUUCUUCAUGUCUUUCCUAACUUCUUUUCUCCAAAAAGACUAUCUAUCGGAUAAUAAGUACAUCACCAUGUCGUUGAAUCUCUAUACCAUCUACCUGGGCCUUGCUCUCGAAGCGAUCAAUUUGUCUAGUUUCAUCCAGUUAUCCUACUUCUGCCACGAAACUCCCAAUGAAGCUUUUGAUGAGAUCGUCGGAAACUCUGGUGUCACUGGUGUGCUGCGCAAUUAUGGAUGGUUGAUUGUUUUCGCGUGUGUCUUAGGAAUUUUACUGCAUCUAAGAUUUUACAAAAGAAAGCAGUACUCAAUUGAGAGCUUUUGCUCAAAGCGGUAUCUGAUGGCAGCAGGGAUGCUUUUCAUUAACGUCUUAUUCACCGGAAAUAGCAUUUUCAGCUUGUAUGGCAGUUGGGCAAAUGAUAUCAUCCAGCCUGUAAUCAUAUCUAUCACAUGGUUUAUGGUGUACAAAAGUUUCGACAUUGCCAACGAAACAGAAUCCCCAAUUCACUACAGAUUGUCAAAGACUACAACGGUCACCAAAUCACAGAUAAUAUUCAUGCUCUUCUUCCUCGCCACCUUCGGAGCAUUCAACAUUUGCUCUAGCUUCAUUGAACUGCGUCAAUUCCCAGAUGAGUACACCGGAUUGGCAUUUUUCACACAACUCGGUACAUCUGCCCUGCUCUCUAUUUAGUCGCGAUCCCAAUGAUCUACGUGGCCUUCUUGGCUUAUAACUCCGAAGACUUUGAAUUCAGUGGAGUGGAGCCGACUAGUGGAAGAUUUUGGUACGGAGUGUGCAGAUGGAAUGAAAAAUUGGGAGAAUGGGAGCAUGUGGAGACGAUUCCAGAGAAACCGUUCUCUUGGAUGUAUAAUUUUCUGUCUUACUGAUAAUAAAUUACUGUGACGUUUCAAUAAAUGUAUUUUUAAAUGCGU